Molecule: messenger RNA, 1272 nt
Organism: Paralichthys olivaceus (Japanese flounder)
Lineage: Eukaryota; Metazoa; Chordata; Actinopteri; Pleuronectiformes; Paralichthyidae
Source: RefSeq, a predicted model, not a curated record
AUGGCUUCUUCGGACGUUGCUCGGCAGCCGGAUAAAGGAGUCCGACCCCUAUCCCUGGAUGGCCAUGUGGGUUUCGACAGCCUUCCAGAUCAGCUUGUCAACAAGUCCAUCUGCCAGGGCUUCUGCUUCAAUAUUCUCUGCAUCGGUGAGACCGGUAUUGGAAAGUCCACUCUAAUGGAUACUCUCUUCAAUACCAACUUUGAGAACUUUGAGUCAUCCCACUUUGAGCCUCAGGUGAAGCUGAGGGCUCAGACCUACGACCUGCAGGAGAGUAAUGUCAGACUGCGCCUCACUGUGGUCAACACUGUUGGCUUUGGAGACCAAAUGAACAAGCAAGAGAGCUAUCAGCCGGUGGUGGACUACAUCGACAGACAGUUUGAGAGUUAUCUGCAGGAGGAGCUAAAGAUCAAGCGCUCUCUGCACAACUACCAUGACUCGCGAGUCCAUGCCUGCCUUUACUUUAUCUCACCCUCAGGUCAUUCCCUCAAAUCCCUGGACCUGGUCACAAUGAAGAAAUUAGACAGCAAGGUGAACAUUAUCCCUGUGAUCGCCAAAGCUGACACCAUCAGUAAGAGCGAGCUGCAUAAGUUCAAGAUUAAAAUCAUGAGUGAGCUGGUGAGCAACGGCGUCCAGAUCUACCAGUUCCCCCUGGAUGAUGAGACCGUGGCAAAAGUCAACACUACUAUGAAUGGUCAUUUGCCAUUUGCUGUUGUCGGCAGCACAGAGGAAGUCUGCGUUGGCAAUAAGAUGGUGAAGGCUCGUCAGUAUCCCUGGGGUGUAGUACAAGUGGAGAACGAGAAUCACUGCGACUUUGUGAAGCUGAGGGAGAUGCUGAUCUGUGUUAACAUGGAGGACCUCAGAGAACAGACCCACACUAGACACUAUGAGCUCUACAGACGCUGCAAACUGGAGGAAAUGGGCUUCAAAGACACAGACCCUGAGUGCAAACCUGUCAGUUUGCAGCAGACUUACGAGGCCAAGCGUCAGGAGUUCCUGGUGGAGCUGCAGAGGAGAGAGGAUGAAAUGAGGCAGAUGUUUGUGCAGAGGGUGAAGGAGAAGGAGGGCGAGCUGAAGGAGGCUGAGAGAGAGCUGCAGAGCCGCUUUGAGCAGCUGAAGCGCCUCCAUGCAGAUGAGAAAGCAGCCUUGGAGGAGAAGAAGCGACACCUCGAGGACGACCAGAGCUCCUUCAGUAAGAGACGAGCUGCUGCUCAGCUCCUGCAGGCCCAGAGUCUCACUGUCAACGGCAAGAAGGACAAGGACCGCAAGAAGUAA